CUAUAGAGGAGAGCAGCAGACAAACAAAUAAAGGGGCGUAUCUACUCGAAAAUGGACAUACACAGUGCUGCCAGGGCUGGUGACUUGAGUGCUUUACAAGAUGCCAUCAAGAGGGGAGAUGAUGUCAACAGUGUGAAUGAGGAUGGGUGGACUCCACUCUGGUGGGCAGCCAGUGAAGAUCACGCCGACUGUAUUAGAGAGCUGCUCUCCUCAGGAGCCGUGGUGGACCUGGCUGACAAGAAUGGGUGGACUCCACUCAUAAGGGCAGCAAAGGAUGGUCACGCUGACUGUGUUAGAGAGCUGCUCUCCUCAGGAGCCGUGGUGGACCUGGCUGACAAGAAUGGGCGUACUCCACUCUAUUGGGCAGCCGGUGCAGGUUACACUGACUGUGUUAGAGAGCUGCUCUCCUCAGGAGCCGUCAUGGACCUGGCUAACAAGAAGGGGUGGACUCCACUCAUGGAGGCAGCCAGGGAAGGUCACACUGACUGUGUAAGAGAGCUGCUUUCCUCAGGGGCCGUGGUGGACCUGGCUGACAUGUAUGGAAACACUUCACUCAUGAAGGCAGCCUACAGGGGACAUGUAGAUACUGUGAGGGAGCUUCUCUCAUCAGGGGCUUCCCCUCUCUGCACUAAUAAAUAUAGAGACACUGCUCUGAUGAGAGCCAAGGAAUCACCUAACCCUUCAAUAAUAAAACUUCUGGAGGAAGCUGCUGAAUCACAUUCACGUCCGCAGUCUGUGCAGAUCCUCCCUAGAAACGGAACUGUCGUUACUGACACAGAAACGAAGAAGCCAGUCUACCAGAACAAGGCAGCAGGGGAAACCCUCACCACACCAACUGGGUGUAAGUGUGUUCUUGUGCUGUAUCCAGCACAUGGUUUUGUGUGUUUUACCUCCUGUGUAGAUCCCCUGCACCAAACCUCCGCACACCCUAAUGUCACUUUUUAUGGCGAGCCUCAAGAGAAGGAGUUCACCUCCAGUGGUGGUUAUGCCGACUUUGAUAAUGGAGUUGAAGUGACUGUUCCAGCUAAUGCUGUCCCAGCAGGGACCUCUGUGAGCAUUAAAGUCCAACCCAGUCUUGCACCCAAGGAUGUAUUUGUGAUGCCUGAGGGCAUUCAGUCUGCCAGUCCGUCCUACUUGAUCUUUGGUGAAGGUCUAAACGGAGAAGUGACCCUGAGCAUGGAGCAUCAUGUACGAGUGUCCACCCAACAAGAAGCUGAUGAUCUCCUCUUUCUCCAAGCUGACUCGUCUCCCAAGAGAUGUGGUUCAAAGAGUGUCUAUGAGUACCGGGAGGUACUAGAGGGGAGGUCAGAGUUCACUCCUGGAGGUGACACUGGGGGACUGACGCUAGGCACACGACUGAAGAACUUCUUUAAAAUUGGGAGGAGAAAAAGAGGCAAUACUGACAGUAACCUCUACACUGUCAGAGUUUACCGGUCUCCUCCACACACAACUGAGGACACGCUAGCCAUCAUUGCAGUCAGUCUCUGUGGGAGCUUAUACGCUAAGUUGAUGGAUGAAAAGGUGAUCCCACGAGAGUAUCCUGAAGUGUCUUCAAAGUCAAUUGACAGAACGACUCAAGGAUCACUGACGUUUGUUGAUAUGUGUGCCACUCUCAACAUUCACCCAGUGCUGGGAUGGUCUGUGGAACCAGACAAGAAAUUGAUCUCGCGUAGUGAAGUGGAUCAGCCUGAGAUGGAGAAGUUCAGACCUGAGGAUCUCCACGACUACCCUCCCAGGAUAAUCUGCAGGCUCUUCCCUGAGAAGAAUGCUCCCAAGAGAACCACUUGUAUCAUCUCCUUGUCUGGACUACUGCCACAGGUCAAAGUUCACCUACCAUUGAAGCCACCCACCCCCAAAGUUGCCGUGGAUACUACUAAACUACAGGAGGCCACUGAUGAGUUGAGAAGGUCUGCCCUGGCAGUGAGUGGCACACAACUUGGCUCUACUGUGAAGAGUGUAGUGUCUCUAAUGGAGAGAAUGAUUGCUGCUCUGAGGUCAUAUUCUCUGAGUGAGCUGACAGGCCACACUGACUCCAUACGGACAGAGAUAGCGUCGGUCCUUGUAGUGACCAGGAGGGUUGUCGAGGAGUGCACAGUACAGAGCAUCAGUGAGAACAUGGGAGCCAGUCUCUCUAAGAUGAACACUUUAUCUCACCAGCUUCGUCGGUUGGUCAGGGUCAAACUCAGAUACUGUCUAGACCAGUCAGAGGAGACAGCUGCUCUUGUUGACCUGGUGGAGAAUGGAGCUAAUUUGUUGAGAGCUGUGGACUGUCUACUCAGGGACAUCCACACACUCAGUGGAGUCAGUGGCCUGGCAGAGAGGAUAGACAUUGAACACCCUCUACUCAACAACGAGAUUGAGACAACAGAGUUCCCAAUUUUGGCUUGUUAUUUCGACAACGUGAAAAUGUACUCUCUAGCGUUGGGACUCACUCCUGCUCAGCAAACUGAUGUGAGGCAGAUUAAAGUUUUAGAAGACACACAAACGGCCAUGAUGGAGUGCUUGUCCCUGUGGCAGAGGAGUAACCCAGCUGCUGCAACAUAUAGAACUCUUCUGAAACUACUCGUAAGAAUGAGGAAACAUGAAAUUGCUAACAAAGUAUUCAAACAUUGCCUAGAGAAUAGUAAACUUACAUAGUACAUGUGUAGCAUAUUAUUUGUUUUGUAAUCGACCUGUAUUUUUUCAUGUUGGUAAAGUUUGCAAUUGGGUGCACAAAAUUAAUAUAUAACAUUUCAGUUUUAUUUAGAUGAUGUAUAGAAUUAUAAUUAUAUGGAAUAUCUUCUCAUGACUAU
Molecule: messenger RNA, 2792 nt
Organism: Halichondria panicea
Lineage: Eukaryota; Metazoa; Porifera; Demospongiae; Suberitida; Halichondriidae
Exons: 16
Coding region: 52-2637 (861 amino acids)
Molecular function (GO): protein binding
Source: RefSeq, a predicted model, not a curated record